Alosa alosa (allis shad) is the source of this 1409-nucleotide messenger RNA. RefSeq names its product docking protein 5-like. The coding region runs from base 335 to 1051 and encodes 238 amino acids. NCBI's taxonomy places the organism in Eukaryota, Metazoa, Chordata, Actinopteri, Clupeiformes, Clupeidae. The transcript is spliced from 6 exons. Gene Ontology annotation, biological process: positive regulation of MAPK cascade; cell surface receptor protein tyrosine kinase signaling pathway. The record is from RefSeq and is a predicted model, not a curated record. Gene Ontology annotation, cellular component: cytoplasm.
UCUCUCUCCCACCCUCCCUUGCUCCCACCUCCUCCCAGUCAACCACCCUGUGGUGCGUCUCCCCCUCCUGGAGUCCCUAUCUGCCUACAGGGGUAGGGCAGGUGGGCCGAGUCGGGACUAAAUCUGCCUCCGGUGCCAACUGUUGCUCUCACAGGCGCUGCUGACACCAUGGAGGGCACAGCCUAAGGGUGGAACAGAGAGGUGAAGAGCCACGAGAAGAAGGGAACUAACCUAGAGCAGUUAUAACCAACGUCUGAGGAUACGCUCACUCACACACACACACACACACACACAUGCGCAAGGUGCGGACACGCUCACAGAAAUACAGUACAGAAUGGAUUCAGAGUUCUCUGACAUUCUUAAACAAGGUUAUGUGAAAGUCCGGAGAAGACAUUUUUGGAUCUAUCAAAGGUGCUGGCUUGUGUUUAAGAGGGCUUCCAGCAAAGGCCCAAACAGACUGGAGAAAUUCCCUAAUGAGCGAGCUUCCAACUUCCACUGCCAUCAAAAGGUAAUAGACUUGACAGAUGUCACUGAUGUCACCAGACCAUCAAAAGAGAAGAAGAAGAAUGUUUUGGUUUUGACAUUCGCUGAUGACAGCACACUAACCUUUACCUGUGACUCAGAGAAAGAGGCUGCAGACUGGCAGAAGGUCCUCCACAGAGAGUGUGUUCAGAAUGGGAUGCACUCCCUCAGGAGUGGAGAGCCAGACCUGCUGGCCUCUUCCCUCACACAGCAGUGCGAGCGCUUCCGUGUGUGUCUACUACCUUGCAAGGGUCUGGUGACGUCGGGCGAGUGCGUUUUGCAGGUCGGCUUGGAGGCAAUUUCCCUCUGGGAGUCACGGAACCCCAGUCUCAAAUUUGCGUCCUGGCCUUUGACGUCGCUGAGACGCUUCGGACGGGACCGUACCUGGUUCACGUUUGAAGCGGGCCGGAUGUGUGAGACAGGAGAGGGCCUCUUCAAGUUCCAGACAAUGGAAGGAGAGGCAAUCUAUCAACAAGUGCAUGCGGCAGUGCAGUCCAUCGUACAGCAGCAGGACUGCCCCUUCAGGUAGCCCUGUCCACUAGCUUACCUGUCUGUCCAGGUGAGCCUCAGGUGUGCCCUCCCACCUGUCAACCCCCUGUAAAAUCGUCAUGGCUUCAGGCUCUCAGGAGAGUGUGCUGAAAACAUAUUUUCUCAGGAUCAAUGAGGGCCACAUAUGAAGGUGACUUCAGAAGCAAACCCAUGGUCCAGUCUUGUAAAUAGAACAACCUGCUCUGUUGUGUGUUCACCAUCUCCCUCUAGUGGAUAGACAAUGCAUCACUCAAUAACUGUUGGCAACAAACCGUGUAAUAACCAUUGCAAAAAGUAUUGCAUUACAAAAGAUGAUGUUAUUUUUCCUUAUGGUUAAUAAACUGUGUUUUUAAAAUGUG